Molecule: messenger RNA, 2626 nt
Organism: Doryrhamphus excisus (bluestripe pipefish)
Lineage: Eukaryota; Metazoa; Chordata; Actinopteri; Syngnathiformes; Syngnathidae
Gene: spast
Product: spastin
Cellular component (GO): microtubule cytoskeleton
Molecular function (GO): ATP hydrolysis activity; ATP binding
Source: RefSeq, a predicted model, not a curated record
UAAAUGUGAAAGCGGAAGUUUGUCACUGCUUUCAGAAAUUAAUGCACUGAACCGUGGCUUCAUUCCGUCGAUAAACAACGAGAACCGACGUGGAAUUUGUUUCCGAUAAGUUAUAAUAUGUUUUUUUUAAUGUAGAAAAGCUUAUAGUUGGGAAAAAAACAGUACUACGUUGUAUAGAUAUGUGUUAGCUGUAAUGGUUUAGUCCAACUUUACCGUAUUCUGUGAAAUAAUAUGCUAACAUUUAUAGCGAGGGAACUGUAACGAGAAACUAAUGUCGGUCAAAACAAAUAAAGGCAAAGACAGCACCGAAGUGGUUAGAAACUACCACAAGCAGGCGUUUGAGUAUAUAUCCAAGGCACUGAGAAUCGACGAAGAUGACACAGGGGAGAAGGAGGAUGCGCUGCAGUGGUACAAGAGAGGGAUUGUUGAACUCGAAAGCGGCAUCGCAGUGAAGAUCACGGGACAAGGAGAGCAGUAUGAGAGAGACAAGAGACUUCAGGAUAAAAUGAUCACCAAUCUCACCAUGGCGAAAGAUAGGCUUGCUCUUUUAGAAGCCACACUGGCUUCCAAAGACAGGCCCCAAACCCGGAACGCUUCAAAUAAUACUGUGCACCCAGCAAAACCUCCUCCUAAAAGUCAGCCUGCCGUUCGAGGGGUGUCUAAAAACAUCAGGCCCUCCACAGCAGGCAAACCACCUUGCAGAACUCCUGAUUUAAAGGUAACCCCACGAGCAGGGAGAGCUCAAAAACCGCCUCAGAAAAGGGAUCUAAAAAAUUUCAAGAAUGUGGACAGCAAACUGGCUAACAUGAUCCUGAAUGAAAUAGUUGACACUGGUGUGUCUGUUACAUUCAAUGAUAUUGCGGGCCAGGAUCUGGCCAAGCAAGCACUUCAGGAGAUUGUCAUCCUUCCUGCCUUAAGACCGGAGCUCUUCACUGGUUUGAGAGCUCCAGCCCGAGGCUUGCUUUUAUUUGGUCCACCUGGAAAUGGGAAAACCAUGCUGGCCAAAGCAGUAGCAGCAGAGUCCAACGCCACUUUUUUCAACAUCAGUGCCGCCAGUUUGACAUCUAAAUAUGUUGGAGAGAGUGAGAAGCUUGUCCGAGCUUUAUUUGCAGCUGCCAGAGAAUUACAGCCCUCUGUCAUCUUUAUUGAUGAAGUUGACAGCUUGCUCUGUGAAAGGCGGGAAGGAGAGCAGGAGUUUUCACGUCGUUUAAAAACAGAGUUCCUCAUUGAGUUUGAUGGGGUGCAGUCUGGAGGAGAUGACAAGGUGCUUGUCAUGGGAGCCACCAACAGACCUCAGGAGCUUGAUGAAGCGGUACUAAGGCGCUUCGCCAAAAGGGUCUACGUGGCAUUGCCUGAUGAGAAGACACGGGCCACACUUAUGGAACACCUUUUAGCAAAGCAUGGGAGUCCACUUAGCAAAAACGAGUUGAGCUGGCUUGCAAAAGCAACGGCAGGAUAUUCAGGAAGUGAUCUGACAUCAUUAGCUAAAGAUGCCGCACUUGGACCAAUUAGAGAAUUGGGACCUGACCAAGUCCGGCACAUGGCUGCUAAUCAGAUGCGAAACAUCAAGAUGAAAGACUUUGAGGAUUCCCUAAAGCGCAUCAAGCCCAGCGUUAGCCCAACGACUCUCAAUAUGUACAACCAGUGGAACAAGGACUUUGGUGACACGACUGCUUUUUGAAUGUAAUUCAGCUGUAUAGCAAAAAAUAAAUCAAAUAACGUUGACCCUCCUGCAGGGGUGCACGGCAUUCUAGAUCUUUUAACAAACCUGUUUAGGUUUCCUAUAUAGAUGUUUGACUUGGAAUUACUAUGUUUGGAUUUCCUGAUUUAUGGGAAAGACAACUUUUUUUUCAUUCAGAGUUUCAUUAUAUUUGAUUGAAACACUUUGCAGCACUUUUCUUAAAUAUAUAGUCUCAAGAAAUGGUCUGCAUUUAAGUGUUUUUUCUUGCCACAAGAGGGCAGCACACAGCUUUAAAGCCUUGAGUUUGCCCCAAAUGACAGUAACUUGCAUAUGUUUUCACUUCACCAAGCUCAGUGGCACAUUCAGGUGAUGGAAAAUGUAGGAAAAACGGGUGUGGAAGUAGAAUGAACUUGUAAACCCAAUGACACUUUGCUUUGUUUAACACUUUUUUAUAUUUCACUGUAAAAUGAUGAUUUUUAAUGAUUGCAUUUGUAUGAAUCUGUGUUAAAGUAUUGCAGAAACAAGACUACCGCAUAUGUUUUUGUAUCUGCAUCUGGAAUCAACAGAUUUUUACAAACGCAGAUAUAUCGAAUGCUGUGGAAAGUCUUGAAAUAAAUAGCCUCUUCUCCAAUGUUGACAUUACAAUGAAGGAUGAAGUGUCAAGAGUGUGUCACGUGUGUGUUCAUGCACCUACGUGUAUGUGUGAGUAUUUUGUACAUGAGAUCAGACCAAGUUAUGCACUUCCCUGAUGGAGACCCCAUGACCAGCCAAAAGCUAAUCUCCGGGCUGGUGAGAUGAAGUCUUGGUCUGAAUGGUUGUCUAUACUGUAUGGGCAUUUUAUGGCGUACCCCAUCUUUUUCCCAGCUUUGCCUGGGAUAGGCUCCAGCUCACCCAUUAACCCAAACAGGAUAACCGGUAUACAAAAUAGAUGAAUUGAGUUGACAU